CUUUCAAUUAAUUAUUUUACUAGUGUUUUGUCUAAUUAGAUAUUUUAAAUAAAAUGCGCAGUUGAUUAAAAUUAGAAAAAUUAAUUUUUUGCGCAUCACAAGUCAAGGACACGUGAUCAGCUUUAAUUUUAUUGUUUUAAAAGUCUUGAAAUAAUUUAUUUAUUUAUUUACAACAGUAUUUUAAUUAGUAAAAAAAUGUCUGGAUCCAAUGACAAGUUGCGGAUUUUAGCGCUUCAUGGUUUCCGACAAUCAGACAUAGUAUUUAGGAGUAAAAUAGGCUCGCUUAGAAAAAAUUUCAAACGAAAAAUAGAAUUUUUUUUCGCUAGAGCACCACACGUAGUUCCACCGCUUGAAAAUGAUAAGAAGGACGACGAUGAAGAGAAAACUGGCGAAGAAGCUGCUGAUAGUGGCAAAGAAUCAAGAGGAUGGUGGUUCAAUACGGCGGAUCGUGCUUUUAAAGCGAUUGUCCCGAGUAAUAUGUCUGUUGGUUUCGAGGACAGUUUAAAAGUUAUAGAAAAAAUCUUCCAAGAACAGGGUCCAUUUGAUGGAGUAUUAGGAUUUUCUCAAGGCGCGUCGUUUGUUUCUAUUUUAUGCGCAAUGCAACAGAAAAAUUUGGCACAUCCAUCGAUAAAAUUUAAAUUUGCAAUUAUGGUGUGCGGAUUUAAAUCUUUGUGUGAACCACAUGCUAAACUUUACGAUGAAAAAAUAAAUUUACCGGCAUUUUUUGUUUAUGGAACCACUGAUCGAUUAAUACCUACAGAAACUGCGGAAGCUUUAGUAAACAUGUUUACUAAUAAAAAAGUUUUCGUCCAUGACGAAGGUCAUUAUAUCGUGGGGAAAAAACAUAUUUACAAUGAUUUCUUCUCUGAAAUGUACGCAAUUAAAAAUUCUAAUUAAAUGCAGAAAAUAAAAUUAUUUUAAUACAA
This is a messenger RNA of Cotesia glomerata, 926 nucleotides long. Its product is annotated as esterase OVCA2. Gene Ontology annotation, biological process: response to retinoic acid. Lineage: Eukaryota; Metazoa; Arthropoda; Insecta; Hymenoptera; Braconidae. The record is from RefSeq and is a predicted model, not a curated record. The transcript has 6 exons. Gene Ontology annotation, cellular component: nucleus; cytoplasm. The coding region runs from base 196 to 897 and encodes 233 amino acids.